UGAGCUGAGGCCCGCGGGAGAGCAGCCGCUUCUCCCCGGCGGGGGUGGUCUGCAUCAGCCCCGCAGGUUAAGGCAUUCUCGGAGCCUGUUCUGUGCGCGGCAUUUCGGUGGCGGUACCUCGGGCAGGGAGGGAGCGGUAGCUGCGGCUGCCCUGGGUGAGGGGAGCCGGGGGCAGGAAAUCGCUGUAUAGAAGGCUACCUCAGAUUUUGAUGAGCAGGCAUGGCUGUCACGCUGCAUACUGAUGUGGGAGAUAUUAAAAUUGAACUAUUCUGUGAGCGUACUCCAAAGACUUGUGAAAAUUUCCUGGCUCUUUGUGCUAGUAACUACUACAAUGGAUGCGUAUUUCACCGAAAUAUAAAGGGCUUCAUGGUUCAGACAGGGGAUCCACUAGGCACUGGGAAAGGAGGUAACAGCAUCUGGGGCAAGAAGUUUGAAGAUGAAUUCAGUGAAUAUCUAAAGCACAGUGUCCGUGGGGUAGUUUCCAUGGCAAACAAUGGUCCCAACACCAAUGGAUCACAGUUCUUCAUCACUUAUGGCAAACAGCCACACCUGGACAUGAAGUACACGGUGUUUGGAAAAGUUAUUGAUGGCUUGGAGACCCUGGAUGAGCUGGAGAAGCUGCCCGUGAAUGAGAAAACCUAUCGACCUCUUAAUGAUGUUCGCAUUAAAGACAUUACAAUUCAUGCCAACCCCUUUGCUCUGUAGCCACAGAAUGCUGCAACACAUUCUGCAGAGACUGGUCAGAUAAUUCCCAGAUUAUGGGGUUUAAAGAGCCAUCAAAAAGGGUUACUUCAGCUGGAUCAUAUCUUUGCUUAUUGAAUGCAGAAUUUUCAGGAUCUUUAAUGUUGUUUGGGAGUUGUGACAGAGAAGUCUUCUGCUUCAGGAGCUACAUUUUCCAGAGUAUCUUCCAGCAUUUUGGUUUUUAAGCAUUGUUUUUUAUACUUGUAAAAUAAAAAAGCUUUAAUUUUUUUUUCUAA
Molecule: messenger RNA, 977 nt
Organism: Agelaius phoeniceus (red-winged blackbird)
Lineage: Eukaryota; Metazoa; Chordata; Aves; Passeriformes; Icteridae
Source: RefSeq, a predicted model, not a curated record